Molecule: messenger RNA, 957 nt
Organism: Dendrobium catenatum
Lineage: Eukaryota; Viridiplantae; Streptophyta; Magnoliopsida; Asparagales; Orchidaceae
Product: scopoletin glucosyltransferase-like
Exons: 2
Coding region: 1-957 (318 amino acids)
Source: RefSeq, a predicted model, not a curated record
AUGUGCUCCGAAGCCAAUCAUCUCCACAUGCUUUUCUUCCCUUUAAUGGCGCAAGGCAACAUGCUCCAUAUGGUCGACAUGGCCAAGAUCUUGGCUGCCCGUCAUGCCUGCAUCACCAUUCUCACUACUCUCACUAAUGCCAUCAUUAUCCACCCCAAUAUCAAUGACUCUCUUCAUCUCCAUAUUAUCCCUUUACCCACUGUCAAAUUUGGCCUCCCCGAUGGGUGCGAGAACAACAUCUUCAUCCUUUAUGAUGACCAACACGUCAACCUCAUGAACGCUAACUAUUUGCUUCAUCUCCCUUUUGACUCCGUGCUUGCAAAUCUCAGCCCCGACUGUGUCGUAACUAAUUUAUUCUUUCCAUGGACAUAUGAUGUUGCUGUCACGAGAGGUAUUUUGCGGCUUGUCUUUCACGCCACUAGCAACUUCUUAGCCUGCAUCAUGAGUGCUUCACAGCAGUUCCGCCUACCAGCGGACAUGGUUGAGUCCUUUGUCUGGCCCGGCCUCCCACAUCGAAUUGAGAUGUUAAAAAUUCAAAUCAUAGACUUCAACAAAUUAGGAGGAAUGCCAAAGGAGUUUAUCAUGGAGACACUUAAGGAGGUGGCGGAGGUGGAUGUGAAGAACUAUGGGAUACCACCACCACGAGAUGGUGGGAAGGGUGUGGAAUUCGGCCCAUUUUCUCUAUGCAACAAGUACAUGAUAGACAAAUCAACAAGAGGAGGGGAGUAUGCAGCAUUUGUUAAUGAGUGCUGGAAAUGGUUUGACAAAAGACCUACAAGCUGGGUCAUGUACAUGUGCUUUGGAAGUAUGAGCCUUUUCUCGGUUGAGCAACUGAGUGAAAUGGCGCUUGGGCUCGAGGCAUCAAGACAUCCAUUUGUUUGGGUGAUCUGGAAUGAGGGCAAUGAUUGGAUUCCAAAGGGCUAUGAAGAGAGAAUUAAUGAUGUAGGGAUGUUGUAA